Botrytis cinerea B05.10 is the source of this 1077-nucleotide messenger RNA. RefSeq lists its product as hypothetical. The record is from RefSeq and is a predicted model, not a curated record. NCBI's taxonomy places the organism in Eukaryota, Fungi, Ascomycota, Leotiomycetes, Helotiales, Sclerotiniaceae. The coding region runs from base 62 to 946 and encodes 294 amino acids. The transcript has 4 exons.
GGCCGAUGUCGACGUACCCAUUCUUGAUGUCACAGAUGUUUGGUGUAAAAUCUUACAUGCGAUGAGUAUUCGUUCCAAGUACUUCUCAUCGAUAGUAAAAUCGGCGCCUAGAUUUAUUGUUGGGAAAAGAUUCGGUUCGGCUCGGAAUCUUGGAACGCAGCCAAGGGGUAAAAGCUGUUUGAGCAUAGGUACGAGGAUUGAUAAUAAGAGAUCUUUCGGUAUGACGACGCGGGUAUCAGAUGUAGUUGGAGGAGCGGGAGAGGAAGGAAAGGUAGUGAGAAGGUUUGCUCCUUUGGGAGGUGAGGGGAAGGGGGAGGAGGGUGUAAGGAAGUUGAGAGGAAUCAUUUUUGAUAUGGAUGGGACUUUGUGUGAACCUCAGACCUAUAUGUUCGGUCAAAUGCGCGGUGCUCUAGGAAUUGACAAGUCUAUCGAUAUCCUAGACCACAUCUAUUCUCUGCCUGUAUCCGACCAAGAAGCGGCACAUGAAAAAAUCCGAGCCAUAGAACGGGAAGCAAUGCUAACCCAAGUUCCUCAACCCGGCCUUCAAACUCUUUUCACCUUCCUCUCCACCCUUACUCCAACUCUCCCCCUCGCAAUCCUCACCCGCAACCAUCCACCCCCUGUCCACCAUCUCCUCACAACCCACCUCCCCCAAAUCCCCUUCUCUCCCAUCAUCACCCGCGAAUUCCGACCUCCAAAGCCUCAUCCCGCUGGAAUCCUCCACAUAGCAAAAGAAUGGAAUGUGGAUCCUCGAGAUACGAUUAUGGUGGGUGAUUCGAUCGAUGAUAUGAAAGCUGGAUUUUCAGCCGGAGCGGCAACUGUUUUGCUGGGGAAUAGUGUUAAUGAAGAGUUGUGGGAACACGAGUGUACAGAUUUAGUAGUGAAGAGGUUGGAUGAGUUGGUGGAGGUGUUGAAGGAGGGUUUUGUGGGGAGCGUGGAACGGUAGAUAAGUUUUUCUCAGAGGUAGAUUCGGAAGUUGAAAUUGGGUGAGAUUGUAAAUAGCUAUCUCCAUGGUAGGCUUUUAAACUAGAGAUUCCACUCGAAAUGCGCGUAAAAGAAUUUCGCAUGAGCUUUUCA